GUGCGUGACACGGUGACAGAGCGCUCGUUCAGCAGGCUUUAGCGCCAUCUAGUGGAGCGGAUGGACACCGCAACUUGCUUUUCUGAGGGCCUUUCAGAUCAACGUUUGCUGGGGAUUGAAAAUGUACUGCAAAUUACGACAGGUUUUGAGGUGUUUAUUGACUUUAGUUCAUCGCGAGUGUAAACGGUCAGGAGGUCUGUUGGUCGUCACGAGGGCGCUCUGUGAAUCUCCGGCGAUUUUAACUGUAUCUGCUGCUGGUGCUUGGUGUAGUAAAGUUUCUGAGUCUGCUUUGAAGGAGGCUAUGGAAAGACUUUCUUCACAGGUCCCACCCUGUGAGUGUGUUCAUCAGGAGGAGCUUCAGAUGUUUACUGACAAUUUUGGGUCUUUAUUUUUUACCUAUUCUUUUCACGCUACUAGUCAGUCAGUGGAGGAAGAACAGGCGAAGAUCCAAACAUUUCUGCACAGACUCAGUCUGGUUCAUGCGCAGGUGGAAAUCAUCUUUGAGAUUAGGACAGAUUCAACUACACACAAGCAAAUGUUCAGUGGAGAGACAGGAAGUAAAGUUUCAGUGAUGGAUCACAGCAUUUCUAUGGACAUUGCUGCAUACGGACAGAAUCCAUUUUCUGUGCAACGUUUCCCAUCCUGUCCACAAAUGCACCCAGUAUUGGGAGACACAAUGAAUUGUGUGCUCCCCACUGACAUAAUAGAGGCUGGACUGUGUGGGGAAAUGAGCAUGGUUACCAUGGCAACACUUGCACCCUGUAUGGAUCAGUAUUCCAACUGGCCCAUUCAUCUCUCAUGCAUACGGAUGCUAGUGUACAGUCCAUGUGGCAUGCCUCUAAUGCAACAAACACAGAUGAGUUUCCUACAGAGUUUGGCUUCUUCACUCUCCUGGGCAGAUCUCGGCCUUUCUAAAGUCUGUUGUAUGGAAGCACAAAACAUCCAGGGCUGUCUGUGUUCUGAUGUAGAAUUCUCUGUUGAAACCGACUACAGUCAGGAAACAAGAUGUAGUGAUGCUGUAGAACAGACUCUGACUGUCUUCAUUUUCACUCAGUACUCUGACCUCUUCCGCUCCCAGAUCCCUGACUUUAUAAGCAGUGAGGAACUUUUCGAGAGACACUUGGAUGCAGUUUUUUGGUACAACGGAGAUCAAGUGAGGGCGACUCUACAGUCUACCAUGAUAAAAACUCUGAAAGGAUUCCAGCAAAGACAUGCUGCCAGGCAGAAGUUGGAUUCUGCCAUAUCCAUCGUCUUGAGCUCAGUGAACAGUAUAAUUGCCAGCAGCAGCAGUGGAGAGUUUCGAAGAGCCUGUUUUGAUAGCAUGAGGGUCAAGAGCUCCUGUGAGUUACAUGUAUCUCUUCAACAGUCGCUUCAAAGCGUUGUGGAUGGGCGCUUUGCUCCAAAGCGCACGUGUAACAAUGAAAUGGUGGAGGAGGCUGUAAGCACUGAACAAAGUAGUUUUGACAGCUGGGAGAAAGCAUUUGAAAAUCUGCCAGAACUGUCUUCUAAGAGGAUUCACCAUGACCUUGAAUCCUUCAGCUUUAUCCCGGAGAAGAAGCAAUGCUCAGAGCCAUUCUCUGAGUAUUCAGACCCCUUCGUGAAGAGUACCUUUGAGGCAGCAAACAUCCAGAGAAGUUCUCUGUCCCCUAUACAGCUUCCUCAAAGUCAGCAAACUGGAAUGAUCGCAGACAUACCCUCAGCGUUGAGCCUGGCUAAACUAAAUAAUGAACAGGUGGAGAAGCAGAUUCAGUGUGUGUCUCCAGGACUUGCCACAGAGAGGAUGUUCCCCUGCCUGGCCUAUAGACCAUGGAAAGUCCUCUGCCGGGUCUACCUGCAACACCGAGCCCCUCUGUCUCCGAGACCAUUCAAAAUAGCAAAGCCAUGUUUUGGUUGGCAAAGUGGAGAGGGGGUUCACAAACUCUGGUUUAGCUUCCCUGAUUCCAGAGUCACUUCCUUAACGUGGACACAGGUCCAGAACUGUUCCACAUCAAGCGGUGGUAAAGACGGAUCUCCAGCAGGCCCUGUAGAGCCAAAACCCACUGAGAACACACAAGCUGCACAGCCCUCUGCAAAAAUAGCUGGUGCUAAAGUUAGCUCUGAAUCCAAACCUCAAGGUCUGACGAAAGCAGAGAGUAUUCAAGUGAAAGUACGGGCUGUCCUGAAAAAAAGGGAAUAUGGCGUCAAAUACACCCAGAAUAAUUUCAUCACCGCAGUUAGAGCUAUGAACGAGUUCUGCCUCAAACCCAGUGACCUUGAGCAGCUUAGGAAAAUCCGUCGACGUAGUCCCCAUGAUGAUACAGAAGCAUUUACCGUCUUCCUGCGAUCAGAUGUGGAGGCAAAAGCGCUGGAUGUAUGGGGAAGUCAAGAGGCACUCACUCGAGAGAGGAAUCUCAGGAAAGCGGUGGAAAAGGAGUACCAAGAAAGCACAUUUAGAAAUCAGCAGCUGUUGAAGGAAUACAAAGACUUCUGGGGAAACACAAAGCCUCGGUCUAGGAAGAGAGCAACAUUUCUAGAAGGACCGGGAAAAGUGGUGAUGGUAGCUAUAUGCAUAAAUGGCCUGAACUUUUUCUUUAAGCUGUUGGCGUGGGUUUAUACGGGAUCUGCCAGUAUGUUUUCAGAAGCCAUCCACUCGCUGGCUGAUACCUGCAAUCAGGCUCUUCUUGCACUAGGCAUCAGUCAGUCUGCCCGGAACCCAGAUGCCAUCCAUCCGUACGGCUUCUCCAACAUGCGUUACAUCGCUUCUCUCAUCAGCGGAGUGGGCAUCUUCAUGAUGGGUGCUGGCUUGUCCUGGUAUCAUGGCAUUAUGGGACUCCUGCACCCUCAGCAAAUGGAAUCACUGCUCUGGGCAUACUGUAUUUUAGCAGGGUCUCUGGUAUCUGAAGGAGCUACACUAUUAGUGGCCAUUAAUGAGAUUAAGAAGAGUGCACGUAAACAAGGCGUGUCCUUUUAUGAGUACGUGAUGCAAAGUCGUGACCCCAGCACUAACGUGGUCCUGUUGGAGGACGCUGCUGCUGUACUCGGAGUGAUGCUGGCAGCUGGAUGUAUGGGACUUACAUCUCUUACAGGUAACCCCUACUAUGACAGUCUCGGUUCUCUGGGCGUGGGCACCCUGUUAGGAACAGUGUCUGCGUUCCUCAUUUACACUAACACAGAGGCUCUGCUGGGCCGCUCCAUCCAGGCCGAGCAUGUGCAGAAGCUCACAGAGUUAUUAGAAAACGAUCCUGCUGUCAGGGCGAUUCAUGAUGUCAAAGCCACAGAUUUGGGGCUGAGCAAAGUACGCUUCAAGGCGGAGGUGGACUUUGAUGGGCGGGUGGUGACACGCUCCUACCUAGAGAAGCAAGACAUUGACCAGAUUCUCAACGAAAUUCAGCAGGUGAAGACACCAGAGGAGCUGGAGAACUUUAUGCUGAAGCACGGGGAGAACAUUAUUGAUACCUUAGGAGCAGAGGUGGACCGUCUGGAGAAGGAACUUAAGCAACGUAAUCCUGAGGUGCGGCAUGUGGAUCUGGAGAUUUUAUAAUGGAUGGAUGAAGUGGAAGGAGAACUAAUCAAAUCUUGAGUGACCUCCCGUCCUGUUCUUUCCAAACAGCCAAUCAGCUGAGGUCUUAAGUUACACCUAUCCCACAUCACCAAAGCACUAACCGGUACAUGGUUUCAGUAGCUUGUUAAAAUAGCAAAACCUUAGCCAAUACAAACAGAACUCCAACUGGAUGGAGACAUGGCCAAUAAAGAUUAUUUUACAGUCAUUGGACUACAGUUCUAGAUGGAAGUUUGUACCAUCAGAACCUUAAAAUCAUGUCCAUGAAUUAUAAAAGGACCACUGUCUUAUUUCAUUUUACUCUUUGCAAGCAAAGCAGCAUAAACACUCAUAUUUCACAAGAGUUCUCACAUAACACCAAGCUAUUGGUGAACAGGAUAUCUAGAAAUAGUUCACAUGAAGGGAAACAGAACUAUUUCCAUUCUGCUAUCUAAAACCACAGGUUUAAAUUAUAUGUAGAAAUAUUUCCCAUGUUACUCUGAUGCUUUCUGGAUUUACAGAGAUGAUGGCAUGUUCAAGCGAUGCCAUUAUCAUUAAAUGGAAUGAGCUGAUUUGUUGAAUGUUUGAGUAAGUUUCAAAAAGAAUAAACGGUAAUUAUAAUCUACUGCAAAAAAAAAAAAAAAAAAAUCCAGUUUAAAUUCAUGUUUUAAAAACUUUAGGUUCUUUUGUUAUUUCCAUUUAUUUAAAAUAGAUGAAAAUAGUACUAAUAACAGAUUUAAAAACAAAAUGUGUAUUCUAAACUAUAUUGAUGUAUUAUAUCCACAUUUAUCAUUAAUGAGAGAACUAUAGAAUCAUGUUGGUAUCCAUCGCCCAUGUCUGAUGAGGACUGCUCAGAUCUUCACAUCCUUCCUAUGCUAACAGUACUAAUGUCCUUAAGCUGCUUUUGGGAUACUGUUUACGCUGUAAUUUUGUGUGAAUGAAUGAAUGAAGAAAAAGACAGAUCUGUGUUUCUAAAGUCACUAAAAACAUUCUGGGUUGGCAUUGUUGAUUUGCCACCCAGUUUGUGAACACUAGGCCAUGUUUUUUUCCGUUGUAAAUAAUUCCUGACUGUGAGAAUACAACUCUCCGGUUUUGACAUCUGAAAAAGAAGCAUCCAGCCCUUUGAAAUAGCCUCAUUACACAUGCAAACAGUACAUUUUGUGGUAGUUAUGUGCUCUCUUGUGCUGAAGUCUAACCUGUGUAAGGUUUUUAAACAUUGUAAUGUGAUCAGAGCUUCAUCUCCCCCUAGGAACAGUCAGACAUUUCUAUAUCUAAUGCAGGUUGGAUGAACACAUUCAAGGUUAAAAAGUUCAAAUUUGUUUUGGAAAAGGCUUUAAGAAGACUAUAUAUAUUUUAAAUAUGUUUGACUGUGUCAGAUUGCUAUUUGGUUAGAUCUUUUGAGCUGUUUGGAGCUACUGAAGAAAUUUGAUUAAUAAAUUGCAAUUAAUUUAUUAAA
Megalobrama amblycephala (Wuchang bream) is the source of this 4973-nucleotide messenger RNA. It is a transcript of the gene slc30a9, whose product is annotated as solute carrier family 30 member 9. Gene Ontology annotation, biological process: zinc ion transport; positive regulation of transcription by RNA polymerase II; transmembrane transport. The record is from RefSeq and is a predicted model, not a curated record. The transcript is spliced from 35 exons. Lineage: Eukaryota; Metazoa; Chordata; Actinopteri; Cypriniformes; Xenocyprididae. Gene Ontology annotation, cellular component: membrane; nucleus. The coding region runs from base 122 to 3520 and encodes 1132 amino acids. Gene Ontology annotation, molecular function: monoatomic cation transmembrane transporter activity.